AUGAUUGAACUAUUAUUUGAAGAGAAUAAAACAAAUAUGGACUUAAAUAUUCACUCUCAAUUUGCCAUCUAUUCAUUGUCUGAAAGUACAGAUAAUGAGAAAAUUAAAUAUUUUUUAACAUUUGCAUUGAAUCAUCUGAUCUCAAAUGAACUUAGGGUUAAAAUACCUCAUCCUUAUACCAAUAUAGACAAGAAUACGGACAUUUUAUUUGAAAUUUUGACAAAUGGAGGCAAUCAAUUUUCUAAGGUUUCGUAUUGGUAUCCGUAUGACCUGCCAACUUCUCAUAAAUUGCCGAAGAUUUACAAUACUAUUAUAGAGGUAUGUUUCAAGGAUUUUACGGGAUGGUCGGUUUUGAAAAUCUCUAGUCGGGUUUUGAAGAUUUCCUGGGGCGGGUUUUGGGUAAGCUAA
Messenger RNA from Meloidogyne enterolobii, 408 nucleotides. NCBI's taxonomy places the organism in Eukaryota, Metazoa, Nematoda, Chromadorea, Rhabditida, Meloidogynidae. The record is from the annotation of a GenBank genome assembly.